Stylophora pistillata is the source of this 3768-nucleotide messenger RNA. RefSeq lists its product as uncharacterized. The record is from RefSeq and is a predicted model, not a curated record. Gene Ontology annotation, biological process: proteolysis. Gene Ontology annotation, molecular function: zinc ion binding; cysteine-type peptidase activity; DNA-binding transcription factor activity. Lineage: Eukaryota; Metazoa; Cnidaria; Anthozoa; Scleractinia; Pocilloporidae.
UUAUGCAAACUGUGAAAGACGACCGCUACGGCUGCACUCCCUGUUUUUAUUUCAUUUGAGUUUCUUUGUUUGUUUUCGUUGUUGCUGUCAUUCUUUUGUUGUUCAUCUGUCUCUACUUUAACGGUCAGCUAACUGUGGCUUUGGGUCAAAGGUUUUCAUUGUCGGGUUCUUAGCGCCUUGUGAAAGUCCCAAUUGUAACCUUUGCACUUUAACCGGAAAUAAGACAUGUUGCUCAACAAUUCUUUUUGUUUUCAUUUGUCAGCACCUCCUGUCUUUGAAAAUAACCGCGGAAAUGUCCCCAUACAUUUCUUUGGCCAUCCCUUUUCAAUCUGUAGCAGUGAAACUCGACAUUGUAUACAUGGAUCUACAAAGGAUGCCCGCGGAGGUUGUACCUUGAAGAAAGACAACAAUAACGUACACGACUAUGCAAGCAAGAGCAGAAUACGUUUGCAGAAUUCGAGAAAAUUGGAUUGCUCAGCCGUUAUGCAGAUCCGUUGUAUUGAGGUGUAUAACGAUUACUUCGUUGACAAGGCAAGGUGCCUGUCGGAUAAUGGCUUUGUGAUGGCUAAGAGGGCCAUUCUAAAAGAAAUCAAUGACAAAUCGAAAAGAGACCCGGGAUUUAGUUUCCGUACUUCGACGCGGUUCUACGUGAAGAUCCCCUUGAGCUCCACCCAUGUCAACCACCCUGUCGGGGAGUCGUCCACGAUAGGACAAUACGUCGAUAAACGUGUAGUCGACAAAAUCUACGAGCUUGUAAAAGAAAACAUAACCAACCUUUCUGAGGUGCAAAGGUCCCUUGACAAGUAUGUGGCAGAAGAAUUAUUUUCUUACCAACCCGAGGAACGAAGACCGAAGAAGACAAACAGACGAUACUACCCUGGUCGCCGGGACUUGCGUAACCACAUUGCCAAGGCGAUUUCAGCAGUGAAGUAUUGCGAUGAUGACCAAGAAGCAUUGGCUAGAAAAAUUGAAGAAUGGCAAACCAAGUCUCCCAAAAGCAACUUCUUUUACAGAACCAGAGACGUCGUCAUUAACGACAUAGAUAAACCAAGAUCUAGAGCUGCUGGGGAGACCUUCCUCUUUGUUCAUCAAGAGCCAUGGCAACAACGAAUGCUUGAAAGAUAUGGUAGUGAACUGGCCUUGAUGGACGCCACAUACAAAACUACAAGGUACGCAAUUCCUCUCUUUUUCGUUUGUGUACAUACUAACGUGGGAUAUAAGGUCGUGGCUGAAUUUAUGUGUCAAUCAGAGGAUCAAGCCUCUAUAAGUGAAGCACUUGCUAUAAUUAAGGGAUGGAACCCAGCGUGGAAUCCGGCGUACUUCAUGGUGGAUUACUCCAAUGCAGAAAUCGCUGCUCUCGAAGAACAAUUUCCCAAAAGUGUGGUGUAUAUAUGUGAUUUCCACAGAUUGCAAGCAAUGCAACGCUGGUCGAAGUCAAAGAAGAAUGGCCUUUCGUCUGCUGAGCAGGAAAUAUUCUUAGAGCUCAUGAAGAGCAUCGCCUAUGCUCCUACGGUAGACAAAUUAGAGAAGCGAUUAAAUGCUUUGAAAGAAUCCCGACUUUACAAAGACAAACCUAAUGUUCAGAACUAUCUAAACAACACAUGGCUAUCAUGCAAAGCUCGUUGGGCGCAAGCUUUUCGAAAGCAGCAGGUGACAAACAUAGUUAACACCAAUAAUGGCACUGAGGCGCAAAACAAAUUGUUCAAGUACGAUUACCUUCCGAGAUCAAUUGACAAAUCAGUUUAUGGCAUUGCAACGAUGCUGGUAGAGUCUUUCGUUCCUGACUCGCACAGAAGCUAUUUGGAAAAGAACUUGAAGUUUAGCGAUGCCUAUGGAAGAUACAAUUCUAGGAUACCGUCGUAUCUACACAACCGACCACCACAGUUCGUUAAACACUGUUUGAAUAGUAGAUUUGCUGCUGGGGAAUUCACCGAAGCCAACGUCUCAUUCGUAAAUUUUCAGAAAGGCCAAUUCAACGUGAAAAGCGCAGCUAAUAUAAACAAGAAGGAGCUAGUUGACUUUUCGUAUCCAAGUUGUACUUGUGCCUCGUGGCUGAAAAGUAAUUACCCCUGCAAACAUUUCUUUGCAGCGUUUGCCUGCUACUCUGAGUGGGGAUUUGAAUCACUACCCCAUCAAUACAGGAGCAGUGUCUUCAUCUCUCUUGAUCUGGAUCACUUUAUUAUAAAUAAGCGCGACAAUAGCGCACAGAGGUCUGGCAUUCCCCACGGUACAGCGAAAGUAUCAUCAUCCUCUGACGACCAUGUAAGGCUAGCCAACACCUCUGGCGAUGAAUCAAUGAAGUGCAAACGAGCAGAAGCAGAUCCUGAGGAGAGGUCAGAUGUCCAGCUACCCAACAACAGUCCCAGUGGCACCACUCUGGUUCCUACAGUUGAAAAACUGAGGAAACGAUUUCUUGAUGAGAUCGAUACUGUCAAGAAUACUGCGUACAUAGUAGAUGACGAGAGCACAAUGUCAGCAGCUCUGAAGCAAUUGGAAAAUAUUCAGCUGAUGCUGCAGAAGAGCUGCUCGUCAACAAAUGGUAUUCCUCUCAGAAUAAGCCCGGUCAAGAAGAAAUUAAAGAUCACGUCAACUAUAUACCAUCAAGUAUUUCACAAGCAUUUGCCCCCCAGACGGCGCUGGAAAAAGAAGACUCCGAAGGCUGAUGUGAUUCUCGUUGGAGACAGCAAAGACGAUGUUGAUGAUGGUGACGCUAAGAGAAAGUUUGCUCGGUGUUUGUGUGAGGGGUUAGAUGUCAAUGGAAGUUACAACGUGCAAAUGGAAAGAGAGAGAAUAACGUCUGUCAUAUUUGGCUCCUGUUACGAUGACCUUGAUGAGAGAAACACCGCAGUCUGUAAGAUUUGUAAAGACGACGAUGGAGAGGAUUGGCUUGGGUGUGAUAGCUGUGGCCAGUUUUUCCACGCAAGUUGUCUGAAUGUGCCUUUCGCAGAGACGCUUACACAACAUUUCACCUGCCGUUAGGGUGGCUUCUUUUCGGAUCAAGUGGACUUUAAUGUCAUGUCUAGACCUUAAUCUACCAGGAUUGCGAAUACAGUUCUUGGUAAUCGAUUAAAAUAUAUAUUCAGGAACGUCACGGAUCCAAAAUCGUAACGUGAUGGAGCCAACAAUAUGAAGAACAUCUCAGAGUUCAAGAUGUUUUAUUUUUGUUCGAUUCGACGUUUAGUUUUCAUCCUGAGUGCUUCUGUUAAAGUGAAUAGAAAGAAAAAGUUUGAACGGAAAACAUAAUUAUUUAUCAUAUGGUUGUUUUGAGAAAAGGUCUCCUAAAUCGAGCGACCUUUAUCGAAACAUUUGAGGGAUGGUAAACACAUUAGCCUUAAUUUGGCUGUUUCUUGAAGCUCUGAGUUUUCCUCCUUGGAUAUUUUAACAUGGAAUAGAGGCGAUUGUUUAUAUAUAAUAUGAAGUAAGAGAACUUCAGCUACUUGAAUUUUUGUUAUGAAAGUUUUCCAUCUUAGCCUGUAGAUACAAACUUAUAAAAAGACUAAAAAACUAUUCAGAUCGAGAACUAAAUUUUUGUAGAGUUCCCUAGCUUUUCUUUUCCCGGAAAAAUAGUAGAGAUUGCAAAAAUCAAGUGAAAAGCGCGCCAGCUGUGAUUAACGCCUUGGACAACCGGAAGUCGGUCACGAUACUUUCUUUACGUCGCGUAGCAAGUUACCAAACAAAAAUAUAAUUUUUUGAUACCUCUCCCGAUACCUUCGUUGCUUAUUAGAGCAGUGAAAAAUAUAUUUAUAGUCGAAGCUUUUGAAAAAUUGC